Messenger RNA from Marchantia polymorpha subsp. ruderalis, 1160 nucleotides. The record is from the annotation of a GenBank genome assembly. NCBI's taxonomy places the organism in Eukaryota, Viridiplantae, Streptophyta, Marchantiopsida, Marchantiales, Marchantiaceae.
AAGCGUAAUCCGGUCGCGGAGAAAUGCGAGCAGCCUUAUCUGAGAAGAGAAGCGCGCCUGGAGACAGCGGAUCCAACGAGGAGAGGGCGCGCCUUCGGGCAAUGGCUACUUGCACAAUAUCCUCCCGCAGGGCCUGAAGGGAGGAAGGGAUUGCCCACGAGCCAGAGAGCCGAGCAGAGCACAGCAAAGCAGAGCUUCGCAGCCAUGGCAGCUCUGGCCUCCAUAUCGUCGUCCCUCGCCACGCUUUCGUUGAAUUCCGCGGCCGUGAAUGUGUCCGCUUCGACUUCGGCUCCCGCGCUGAUUCCCGCUUUCAGUGGCCUGCGAACGGGGUCGCUGCCGCUCUCAGCUGCCAAAUCUUCGUCGGAUUUCCACUCCGUCGUGUCGGUGACUCUUGCUCGAUCUUCGUCUUCGAAUGGAGGCGCUUCUCGAGGAGUGGUGACCAUGGGGCCGUUGGAAGCCGGAGUCGGGCUGAUGGGGACGAAAAUGGGAAUGAUGACUUACUUCACUCCCGAGGGAAAUGCCAUUCCCGUCACUGUCAUUGGAUUUCACGAGGGAAACAUUGUCACUCAAGUUAAAACCGACGCCACAGACGGAUACAGUGCUGUCCAGGUUGGUUACAGGAGAGUGAGAGACAGGAAGCUCACUAAGCCGGAGAUGGGGCAUUUGAAGAAGGUAGACGUAAUUCCCAUGAGGCACUUGCAGGAGUUCAGGUUGACGAGUGUGGAUGGUUUCGAACCCGCCCAAAGAUUGAAGUUGGACGAACUCUUUAAGGAAGGAGAUCUUAUUGACGUUGCUGGUGACAGCAUUGGAAAGGGUUUUGCGGGUGGUAUCAAGAGGUGGCAUUUUGCCCGGGGACAGAGGACUCACGGAUCAAAAAGUUACAGGCAACUUGGAUCCAUUGGUGCUGGUACCACCCCUGGACGUGUAUAUCCUGGUAAGAAGAUGCCCGGUCGCUUGGGUGGAGGCCGAGCUAAAAUCAGAAAACUCGAGAUUAUUAAGGUAGAUGAUGAGAUGCAUGCAAUGUUGAUCAAGGGAUCAGUUCCAGGCAAACCUGGCAAUUUGUUGCGAAUCACUCCAGCCAAGUUAGUCGGGAUCAAUCUUCCCAAGUAGACAUAAUCAAUUUUUCUCAUAAAUGAAUUAAAUUUCCCCUCCACUGUUUC